Messenger RNA from Caenorhabditis remanei, 1212 nucleotides. RefSeq lists its product as uncharacterized. The record is from RefSeq and is a predicted model, not a curated record. NCBI's taxonomy places the organism in Eukaryota, Metazoa, Nematoda, Chromadorea, Rhabditida, Rhabditidae. Bases 1 to 1212 code for a protein of 403 amino acids. The transcript has 7 exons.
AUGGCAAACGAAGAGUAUGAGAUCGAGAGACUGAUCGACUUCAUCAGGUCUGAAGGGGCAUACGAACAGUUCUACCAUCAGAAAAACAAAGAGUUCGCUGCCAUUUUCACGGAAUUUUUGCAGAGAUCCCGAUUCAAGAGAAACUCGAGAAAUACCUACGUCACCAGCAGAUAUUAUUUCAAUGUGAAGUGGCUAGGCUUGGAUCGAAACAGCACAACUUGGGAACCAGAUGAAUCGAUUCCGAGUGCAGUGCAUCUUGUCGAGUUCAAGAGACUGAACAAUUUGGACGAACACCUGGAAAAAAUCCAAGUGUCGUUCGAAUUGAAUCAAAAGAGAGACAUGAAAACAUCGUCUCGAUGCUCGACUGCUUCUACAGCCACGACCCAAACUCUGGCAACGUGCGCAUCUCGUCUGUAUUUGAGAAUUGUCCACAAACUCUUCGUUGCCAACGAAGUUCGUUGGGAAAUCACAAAUGAAGGUGUCAGUUGGAAGCGCAUUUUGUUCGACGUUCUGAAAGGACUUUCAUAUAUCCACACGUAUGGCAUUCUCCAAGGAAAAUACAAUAUCUUGUUCGGAAAAAAUGUUCAAUUCAAAAUCAGCCAUUUUAAUGGCUUCACAAUCUCAAAAGGUAUCGAUGCGAUGAACGUGAAAAGUGUUGGAGUUGAACUUGCACCAAGAAGAUACGGGUUAAAUAAUCAAUUCGACUUUUCUGUUGAUAUUUACGCUCUCGCCAUCGUUCGAGGAGAAUGCAAAACAUUGGCCGACAUUGAAGAGAAAAUAAAACACGCCAUGGAGAAUCUGUCAUCAGAUGAAGAUCGUCACAUGAUCAGAAUGAUGCUUAAAGCUAGACUUCUCAUGCACCAAGGAACAGGAUCGUAUCGGUUCAGUGCUCUUUCUCUCUCUCGUGCUGGCCAACAUUGUAUGACAGUUGAAUGGUAUCCGUUGAAUUCACCUACAUUGACUCCACCGGAACUCCUCACACUUCUGAAGCGAGAAGUUGUCAGUGAAGAGUACAAGAGCUGUGAGAUGGUCCUGUUUGCAGAAGAGCUGAAGAACAAUGAAGAUGAUAUUCCGAAAUACAUAAAGAAGCCGUUGACCGGAGAUAUGAUGAGAUGGACUGAAAUUGCUGGACUCCACAGCUUCUUCGGACAGAAAAAUGUCGAGCCGAUCGUUAAGCGAUGUCGUAAAAGAUCAAGUUCGUGCAUGAUAUAA